CGUUUAAAAUCAUUGGUUAACGCGCAUUAAUUUAUUGACAUCAAAUCAAGAAAAUGGCGCUGCCCAUGGCAUGUUCAUCAUGUUAUGUUGACCGAUAGCUAUUUUAAGGAAAUACGUUGUCAGAUUUGAAGCUUACUAAGGCGUUUUAAAAUACGUUUUAAUAUUUGGUUAGUUGGCAUUUAAUUCAUUUAUAUUAUACACUGAAUAUAAGCAAAUACAUUUUACAACUUAGUUGGUUUUGGACUUCCUCAAUUUCAUUUUGAGGAUACUCCUACUCCUACAGAUGCAUGUCCUGAGCCUGAAUCUCAGUGAAUCUGAUUCACUCAGUCAUACACAGACUAAUACUAGUCAUAUAAUUCAUUUAUAUCCUCAUUCUUUAGAUUGACUUGAACUGAUACUAACAGAUAGAGUCAGUUAAUCAGAGUUAAGAGUGUAAGACUUAAGUUAAGUCACUUUCUUCAGACACAAAUCAAAUCUCUAACCCCAUUCUUAAUUUAUUGUUAUUUGUCUCUGACAUAAAAAAAUUUCAUAAAAUAGCAAGCCUAUGAUGCUUAGCUUGGCCUAAACAUCACAUAUUUCUGUAAUCUUCAAUUAUUCGUAAUGAUUGAUAAAUAAAUUAAUUCAGGAUUAGUAUGCUAAACAGAUGGAAUCAAACUCAAGAACUCUACAAAAUAUAUUUUUACAUCUGUAUAACAGAAUGAAGAUCCAUACAGAAAAAAAUUUUUUUUUAAAGUUUAAUUAAUAAUUUUAAAACUUUAACUUUAACAUCAUUUAAUUAUCAAAGUUUUGAAUGCAUGCAAACUCUUCGUGAUUGAUAUUUUGUCCUGUCAAUGAAUUCAUGUGCAGCAUACUGACCAAUGAAUUAGAAUUCAUGUUUAAAGUUUAGCAUACCUUCUUGUUCUUAUUUGAUUGAUAGGCCUAAUUUUCAUAAAUAAUCUCCCCUUCUCUUUGCGUGUAUUUUAACAUGUUAAUGGGAUAUAUGUGCAUUGAUCACAUCUUUUAAACAAAACUAGCGUGUAAUAAGGUCAAUGUUUGCCUAUUUUGCAUUGGUCAAAUAGCAAUAUUCAGUAUCAUUAAUGUCUACUAUGACAUGAUGAAUUUGAAUUUGCUGGCAAUGAAGAUAUUUAGGGGUGUGCCGGAUCCCGGUCCGGAAUCCGGUUCCGCCGGAUUUUGCACUAUCCGGUGAAAUCCGGUUCCGCCGGAUUUACAUGUAUCCGGAACAACCGGAUUCCGGAAUCAGGAAUAUACCGGAUUUCGGAAUUUGCCAGAUUUUGUGACUCACCGGAUCAUAAUCUGAAAUAAAAGUAAUUCUCUUUCCCGAAUUUCACACGAUCACGAUACAUUAAUCGAUUGUUUCGAGCGUUGAGCUUGUUUAAUGUUUAAUAUUCCGUACAUACCAGAGGCUAGAGUCAGCACCGCUAAUAGUGGCCAAUAGUGUAGGGACUUUGAUAAGAAAAUUUAAACUUUUUGUAAAAAUAAACCAAUGGCAUAGUUGAAAAGAUGUAAUUUUUUAAAGAAUUAUAACACCAAAAUCAUAUUUUUAGCUGUUGUAGUUUUAAAGUUAUGAAUUUUUAAAGUACGACUUGGUUUGUCAUUUUUUAACAUGGACUGCAUCUCCACAUUCUGUGAUCUCAUUCCACCAAUCCCGUCAUGCGCAAUGACUAUAUAGUUUAUAUAAGGCAACGCAUUCCCUGCCUUAUCACUAAAAUACUGUUUAGACUUAGUUUAAACUUUCAACUUUGGCACAUGAAUAAUUAAUUAAAGCUUUCCCUGACCAAUGGUUUAAUAGUUUUUGCACACGGCAAACUCUUAUGAAUGAAACUCUGAGGUAGUACUACGAUACAGUUAUGCAAGUGGCUGUGAAUGGUUGCCAAUGACAACGUGUUGCACACGGUAAAUUCUGAUCAUUUAUAAUAUGGAUUCUACCGGGUUGUUAAAGCUCAAAUUAAAACAUUCCAGUUUUAAUGUCUUUAAAUGCAUUCUGAAACACAAGUUAUCAAUUAUUUUGAUGUAAAUAGUGAUAAUAAAUUAAUAUUUCCUAAGUAUCGUCAACUUCCGACAUUAAAAAGGGGGGCGUGGCCAACCCCAUGGCGAAAUUAGGUUGAGCGAGCUGCAUAACCUGCUGCGAACGCGUAGAAACAUGGCGUCUCUCGUAAGACACUUAUCCAAAUGGAACGGAACUCAAAUAUAUAUCGAAAGUACUAAUUUAAUAAUAAAUAGACACACACAUCGGAAAAUUAAAAACUCGGAUUUUUUGGCGCCGAUUGCGAAUUCCCAUACACAAAAAGUAGUAGUCCACCUUGACUUACCGAAGUAUCUACCAAUAGUACCGGAAUCCGGGAGAAACCGGAAUCCGGAUCCGGCGGAUUUCGCAUAAGAAAAUCCGGAUCCGGUUGGAAAAAACGGAUCCGGCACACCCCUAAAGAUAUUAGACAUGGACCAUGGACUAUUCUUUAGUUUAAUGAAGGGAAAUACAAUUCGUCCAUCUUGUCCAAGUUUUAAUUUUACCUUCAAUUUAUAAUAGGCAGUGUCUACACGUCCGGCGCGCCGGACGUAUAUCUCCCGCACUAUUUGUCUGGCGACCAAGUCACAUGUCGGUCAGCCUUGUCACGUGACAGCGAAUGAUUCAAAACUAUUGUUAAUUUUAAAAUAUAUUUCUCUACCAAGUAAUGUACUGAGUAUCUUGAAUACAAAUAAUAGAAAAAAACUUAAGUGAAAGUGGCUUGUAAACAUUUUAUUUAGUUUGUUAUUUGAGUUUGUGUACCAGUAAUCCAUGAAAUAAAUUAGGGACCCAUAUUCAUAUGGAGUAGGCAACCAAUAAAAGUAAAAGAUUUCAUUUUAAUUGUUUAAAUUGCUACAAAAUAUUUUAAAAAUUCUCAUGAAACUACUGUUGCUGAUGAACAUGAUAAUAUAAAUAUAGUAUAAAAUAUUUUUAAUUAAAAUGGGGAAAAAAAAAUUAUCCUAUACCCAGUAUUGAUCCUCAUCAUAAUAAUGUCAAGCGACCACUCUACCACAAGACCACACAAGAUCUACCGAAUUACACUUCGUUCGGAAUAAUAACAACUACUAGCCGUUCGGCGGACAUUUGACAUGCUGCCGGACGUAUAUCUCGCGCACUAUUUGUCCGCCGUGCCGGACGUGUAGACACUUCUUUUAUAAUAUAGCCUUAUUUUUCACCAUAAUGGAAUAGUCAUGUAUAUAAUUAUUUAUAUUUAUUAACAUAGAGGCUAUGUGGACAUUAAGUGUUCAUUUAGGAGUUAUAAUAAGAAUUACACAAACUAAUUUGUAAUCAUGGUUUACUACUCUAGUGGUUGUGGUUCUAGUUACUACAGAACGGCAAUAGCAUAAACAAAUCGUCUCAAUGAAAACGUUCACAGUGUCUAAAUUAGAUAGCCUACCAAUCUCAGAAUUUUGACCAAAGGUCAUUUUGAACAGACCAAGAGGAUUUUAGCUUCAUUUUGACCAAUUUGGAUUUUAUUCCAUUGCCAGUCAUCAGUCAUGAUUUUCAACAUGUCGUGUGCAAAAUAUUUCUUUUCUAAAUCCAUUGAAAAACCUUACAGAAUCCUGUAUGGCCUUACGUUUAAAACGGGUACAAGUUAUGGGUAAACUGUACAGAUUGGCAUGUAUGGCAUAGGCCUACUGUAUAUAGUAUGUGACCCCCUCAUUCUAAAACAAAUAGGCCUACUAAGUCUAAAUAAAUUUAAAACUUUUAAGUUUCUCUUCACUCUAGAAAUGUUUGGAGUGCUUCUUGGGGUUUGGGGGAGUUUAAGACAAGAGCCUUGCAAAAUGUUGCCUCCAUCUAUCCUCUGUGACAGUAGUACAUUCUCUGCUUUCACUGGAAGGUCCAGGGUCUGUCUGUCGUUUCUUAUCAGCAGUCAUGUAGUUUGAGUUUGGUACAGUGUCCUGUUGUUCCAGCAGCUGUCUUGGAUCCUGUGCAAGUUUCUUUACACUACAUUGGUUCCCAUUUUGUGCUGAAAUCUAAAUGUUAGCCUAAAGACAUCAGCCUACUUUAAAGUUUAAAAUAUAUAAAUGUAUUAUUUUUGUCUGUUUUUAAAAAAAGGCUUAUUAUGUCUAAUAAUUGUUAUUAAUCCUUUUGGGACUUGAAGUUUAACCAUUUUAAUAUUUUAUCAAAGUAUAAUCAAGCCAUGGCUAAACGAGGGGCAGAUUCAGAAUUAAAUGACAGAAAUUGGAAUGAUGAAGUAGAGCCAGAAGAGGUUUGUUUUUUUUGUUGUCAUUUUGUUCAACCUAAUUCUAGAAAUACAAUCUGUUAUUUUGACUAGAUCUCUAACUGUUCAAUGUCCAAGUGGAAAUCAUUGUUUGUUUUUUAAUUUGAAUUUUUAAAAACCUUUUAUGAAAAUAUAUAUUUACAUUUUUAUUCUUUUGGUUAAAUAUAACUACAUGCCUACAUUGGCUAAUUUUUAUACUUAGUUGAAUAUGCCUACUUAUGCUAAUAUUGAUUAUUUUCCAAUUUUUGUUUUGCAGGCAGGAGUUUUUGAAAAGGCCCCUGAAGAUGUUUUACAACAUAGGGUCAUGAAGAAAGCUAAACGAAGGGUGCUUACAGAUGAAGGACCUGUAAGUUUUUUUUCUUCAACAUUAUUCAAACUUCAGAAUUGUUCAGGGAUAGAGUAGAAAGUGUCAAGGGGUGUGAGAAGACACCAACAUUUUUGAAAGGAACAAAGUCUAAGCAAAAAACUGAAAAACACAACAAAAAUACCUUUUUUAUAACACGAGGGGGGGAUCAUUAUAUUUUUCACUAUUUAAAAAGUAAGUAUAGACUAGGUGUUGAAUCUGCCUGAUUAUUUUGAAUAUAUUUUUCAAGGAUAACAUGAAGGUGCAGAAAACGGUAGAUUACAAUCAAUUAUUAAUUAUUGACUCUCCUCUGUCAUUUGCAGUUUGGAUACAGGUAUGAUUUAUAUCUGGGAGGGGGGGGACGGGACUGAAAAUGUUUGGAAAUCAAUAGGGGUUGCGUCACUGCAAAUAUGUUCAGAACCCCUGUUCUUGAGUUUGUUUAUCUGCUACCCUUUUUUUUGUUUGUUGUGAAAAUAGUGCUUUCAUUUGUCUUUUUUUCUCUUUUAUAAUCUGGCAUUGAGAGACAAAUAAAAUUGUAAAUGACCUCAUUGGUUUGCGCAUAUCAUGCCAUGCCAACUAAUUUCACCAUGACAACACUACAACCCAUAUCAGCAUUGAUAGUUCAUCAAAUAAUUUAUAAAACAUUUGAGAUCAUUUGUUUAAAAAAAAUUAUAAAAUGGGAAUUUUAAAUUCGUUUGAUAUCCCUUUAAGAUCCUUUGUUAUCCAAUGCUUUUGUAAAUUUGAUGGUGUUUAAUAUCCACUUAACAUUUAUCUUAUCGAAAUUUUUUUGUAUACCAGUUAUUACCUCUCACCUAUAACUAACAUAAAUUACACCUUCUCUAUGCCAUCAGAGCUCAAAAACUGCAGCCUUUACUGGAUUUUCAGGCCUUGGGAAACCAGCACAAUCCAAACCUCUAGAGCCUUUCUCAGGUUUCAAAAAUUUGGAUGGUAAAUCUGGUUUUGGUGUCAAACCUAUUUCAUUAGGUGGAGCAUCAUCUUUCAAUGGAACUGAAGACCUAACAUUUAAGGGUCAGGGGGACACUAAAGAGACGUCAUCAUAUCUCAAUUUCCUUAAAAGUCUGAAUGAAAGUGUCCUGGCUUGGAUUAAAAAACAUGUGGAUGACAAUCCUUACAUCAUCCUCACACCCAUAUUUAAAGACUAUGAAACUUACCUUGCAACCGUUCAACCAGAUACAUCUGUUGUAAGCAGUAGCAAGAAAGAUGCAAGUCGGGAGGCAAAAAAUAAUGACAAUUGUAACAAAGCUAUAACUAAUUCAAAUGCUAGUUCAGCCACUAAGCCAACUGCUGAAGAUAAAUCCAAGUUUACUUUUGGUCAGGCUACAUCAGAAUCUUCUUCAACAAAAGGCUUUGCCUUCGAACCUUCUAACAGUACUGCUGGUAGGUGUAAUAUAUUUAGUUAUAAUGAUGUUAAAUGGUAUCUUGUUUGGCUCUCCGGUUACUCAAGAUUGUAGUAAUAGAAAUUACUACAUACUAGAAAUUAAUAGAUAAUUAAGAUUUUACAAUUUACAACAUCUGUGGCAAAAAUAAAACAAUUAUCAACAGUAAUUCACCUGCAGUCUUCAGUUUUCAAUGUUUCAGGGAGUGGAUUCAUAGAAAAUUGUGACAUAGAAUCGAUUAAGUGCUAAGAUAAACUAGUUUCCUCACUUCUCUUAAGAUCUUUUACAUCUUGUGCUUAAGGGAUUUUUAAAAAUCCAUAAGUAAUGAAGUUUAGCAAUAAAGUAAAACCCCACUCAAUCAGGAAGUUUUAAACUAUUCUGCUUGCUUUUACUGUUAAAUUAUGAGCAUAGAAAAAAUAUAAAAGCACUUUUUUUUUCAAUUUUCAGCUAUUGGCCAAAUAAAAUUCUCCACAACCCCUCAGUCUGAUACAGCAUUUAAAUUUGGUCAGAGUUCUGAAACGGCUACAAGUUCUGGUUCAAAACCUGCUUCGUUUGGCUCAACCUUCUCCUCCCAAAGUGGGGGGUUUUCAUUAGCAGCAGCCACAAGUUCCCUAGGAGCUGGUACUUCACAAGACACUGAUGCAAAAGGUUGGUCAUUUCAUUUGGAUUUAAUUAGCAUCACAGCCUUAUGUAAGAGGUUGGACUUAACUAUAUUUUAUACUUGUUCAUUUAUCUUGACUUAUCAUGAUGCUGAUUUAUAAGACAGCUGACUGUAUAUUUUUUUUUUAGUGGUUUCCUUUUUAUUGGUAUUUAACUAUUGCUUUAUUAAUCAUACAGCACACAUGAGAGAGCUUUUCAAUUAAAAUGAGCUCAUAAGAGUAAUUUUCCUUCUAUCUCUAGCUAUUGGCCAAAUAAAAUUCUCCACAACUCCUCAGUCUGAUACAGCAUUUAAAUUUGGUCAGAGUUCAGAAACGUCUACAAUUUCUGGCUCAAAACCUGCAUUUUCGUUUGGCUCAACCUUCUCCUCCCAAAGUGGGGGGUUUUCAUUAGCAGCAGCCACAAGUUCCCAAGGAGCGGGUACUUCACAAGACACUGAUGCAAAAGGUUAGUCAUUUCAUUUGGAUUUAAUUAGCAUCACAGCCUUCUUUAUUAUAAGAUUUAUGGGGCUGUAGGCAUCACAGCCUUAUCUAAGAAGUUGGACUUAACUAUAUUUUAUACUUGUUCAUUUAUCUUGACUUAUCAUGAUGCUGAUUUAGUAGAAAGCUGACUAUUUCAUUAGAUCUAAAGCAAAAAUUAAUUAGUUGUAUUUAGCUGUCAGUGAGCUGUCUUAGUUUAUCUUUUUUUUGUUUGUGGUUUACUUUUUACUGGUACUUAAAUAUUUUUUUAUUAAUCAAACAGCACACAUCAUAGAGCUUUCAAUUAAAAUGAGCUCAUAAGAGUAAUUUUCUUUCAUCUUUAGUAACAUGCCUCCUAAGUUUAAACAUUUUAUUUUGAACCCUGAAUGUGAAGACGUAAGGGGGCAUAUAUUAAUUACGCCACACAACAAACAACAAAAUAGCGGGGGAGGGGGUCUGGAAAUGUUUGAAACAGGGGGGGGGGUGUUGGGGUUUAAGAUUAGUUGACGUCAACAAUCAUGUUUUUUCCAGUAGAAUUUUCAUAUUAAAAAUUGACUUGUAUUUACAUUAUUUUGAAGCAAAUGCCCCCUGGCUACUCCAUGGGAAAAUGAUAACAGAUAGAAACUAUACUAUAAUUGGCAGCUAUACUGACAAUCAUAUUUAUAAUUCCACAAAAAUGAUAUUUAGUCCUUAACAACCUUUUAAUUGAUUCUGCAUUAUAAAAUUUAAGUGUAAAAACUUUUUAACUUGUUAACAAGCGAAACAUGUAACAAAAUGACUUCCCUACAAUUCUAUGUGUCAUUUAAAUAGAUCAGCACAAAGUAAAAUGUAUUUAUAAAUUUAUUUAUAUUAUAAUUUAUUUUUAGGGGGGGGGGGAUUAUAUGAAAAUGUUGACUAAUUAAAGGGGGGGGGGGGACAUCAAAAGUUUGAUUGUCGUUGACAAGGGGAGGGGUAAAAAUUGCUUAAAAAUUGUUGAAAUAAUUAAUGGACGACCCUUAAGAAAAAUUUUUAACCAAAAAAAUGGGGGGGUCAUCAAAAGUUUGACUGUCGUUGACAAGGGGAGGGGUAAAAAUUGCUUAAAAAUUGUUGACAUAAUUAAUGGACGACCCUUAAGACAAAUUUUUAACCAAAAAAAUUUCAAUUGUAAUUUAACAUUAUUUUUAUUUUUUAGAUGAUGAAGAAUAUGUUCCCCCAAAACCAGAAGUCAAAGUAAUUCUGGAAGAAGAUGCACUCUUUUCUAUAAGGUAAAAACUUUUCACAAAUUAAAGAAAUGAACAAAAUGCUUACUGUAAAAGUUAAUUUAAAAAUGUAUUUAUUAAUAUUAAUAACAUUAGGACACAAAUUAGCAGAAUCAGUUAUAGUUAUUACACCGACAUUAAAAUCGAGGCAUAAUUUGUUAUGAGUACUUACCUUCCCUCUUAAAUUAUGGGAAUGCAGAAAGCACUACUUCUUACUCUUGGGCCUUAUUAAUACUAUAUUAAUUUGUUUUUUAAGUUUGCAGGUAUGGUUUAAUAUUUACGACACAUCAAGAAUAAUUAGUCAUUUUUUAAAAUGAAGUCCAUUCAAACUUUCUCUUAAAGAUUUUUAAUUAAAUUGUAAUAAUGGUACAAGAAAUAUUAAACCGAUAUCUCAUAAUUUUUUAUUUAAUAUCUGUAUAGAUAUAUUUUAAAAAUAGAAUGUGGCAUUAUUUGUAAAAAUCUGAUUCAUUAGAACUGAUUUUUUAUUUUGUUACAAGUAUGUUGUACAUACUUAAAUAAGCAUUUACAAAUAAUGUUUCUAGAUGCAAGCUAUUCCACCAAAAAGAAGGCAAGUGGGUGGAUAGAGGUGUGGGAAAUUUGCAUCUGAAGCCUGUGGGUGAAGAAAAGAGUCAACUCCUUGUGAGAGCUGAUACCAACUUAGGUAAGCAUGUGUCAAUAUAUAUAUGCAUAUGCACUUUUUGCUAUUUAAAUGUGGUGUAAAAAAAUACUUUGCAUAUUAUUUACAUUAUUUGUUGUGAAUAUAUUUGGUAAUUCAUUUUUUAAUUCACUGUUCGUUCUAACUUUUUUUUUGUAUACCUUUGCUUUAGUGGGUAUUUUAGAAAACAAUAUGCAAGGAGUCAAUAAUAAAUAUAAUAGUUUUAAAAUUCUGCUUCCAACUUCAGCAUAUGCAUCGAUGAUGACUUUAGAUGAACCAGGAAACAAAAUGGUCUUUUCGGGCACCUAAAGUAUAAAUAUUUGAUUUUUAUCAAUCUCAUAUUUUUGCAGGUAACAUUCUACUGAAUAUAAUGCUGAGCUCAACAAUGCCAGUUAGCAGACAAGGCAAAAACAAUGUCAUGUUGGUUUGUGUCCCUAACCCUCCAAUUGAUACCAAAGCUGACGCUGACAAUACCCCAGUUCCAAUGCUAAUUAGAGUGAAAACAGAGGAAGAUGCAGAUAAUCUGGUAGCAAAAAUAGAAGAGAGAAAAAGGUUGCUUUGAUAUUUAUUAAGGACUAUAAUUAAUUGUUGAUUUGUUACAUGGGCUUUGUAAAUGGUAGCUUUCGUCUGAGAACUUGGAAAAUAAAGUUAUAGCAUGGACAAAUAAAACACAUUCAAGUGUACCGUAACUGAAGAUCUUAUAAUAUUUCUGCUUUAACUGAGAAAAUGGUGUCAAUUUUUCAUGGCUUUACUAAUAGUUACCCUGUGUUAAUGGAUGUUAUAUUUCAUAUGUAAUUUUUACAAUUAAAUAAACUCCUUGCUGGCCAUGAGAGAUGAGACUGAAAGUAUGUUCCGCAUAUUUUGUGAGAGACUAAUUGAAAAGCUCAUCACUCUGAGCCUGAGAGAAUUUGUUAAUAAUAAUUGUGGCAUGACCCAUUAUCCCAUGCAUCUGCUUUCUGUUAUGAAUUCAUGUUGCAGCAGGAGAAAUGUGUACUACAGGAAUAUAUUAAAGAAACAAAUAAUAAAU
Lymnaea stagnalis (great pond snail) is the source of this 10001-nucleotide messenger RNA. NCBI's taxonomy places the organism in Eukaryota, Metazoa, Mollusca, Gastropoda, Lymnaeidae. The record is from the annotation of a GenBank genome assembly.